Molecule: messenger RNA, 647 nt
Organism: Asparagus officinalis (garden asparagus)
Lineage: Eukaryota; Viridiplantae; Streptophyta; Magnoliopsida; Asparagales; Asparagaceae
Product: PLAT domain-containing protein 1-like
Molecular function (GO): protein binding
Source: RefSeq, a predicted model, not a curated record
AUGGGGUCCAGAUCACCGACCUGGUCUCGUGGGGGCGGCCUCAUGGCCGCGGACCACGACUACUUCGAGGGCGACCUCGACAUCUUCAGCGGGCGCGGGCCCUGCCUGCGCAGCCCCCCGUGCUGGAUGAACCCUCCUCGGACGGGAGGCGGCCCCCACCACGGGUGGUACUGCAACUACGUCGAGGUGACCACCACCGGGCCCCACGCGGGGUGCGCCCAGCAGACUUUCGAGGUGGAGCAGUCUGCCACCGACGCGUCCCCGUACCAGCUCGUACGCCGUCCGGGACAUCUGCCCGGAGACUGAGGCGGCGGGAGGCGGGGCCCGGGUCGAUCAUGCCACGUGAGGCCGCGUGCGCUGAGGCUGGAGCCUAGCUGUCGUUUUUUUGCUAUUAUUGAUAGCGGGUGGCCUGCCUGUCCGUGUGUGUGUGUAAACUGCUUAAUUAGGAUGUGGUGAUGUAUCGGUGAUUAAUAAAUAAAUGAAUGAACGAGGCUGAUGCGUUGAGCGGUACGGUGUUCCGCCUGAUCGGCCUGGCUUUGUCUGGGGGCGCCGCGUGGGCCUCCAUCGUCCGGAUUUCGAUAGAAUGCGGGUGGGCCCAGAGUUGUUGUUUGUUGUUCGCACCUAAAAUAAUAAUGUUCGUACCGAUA